GGUGAAAACGUACUUUUGUUGUCAUGAAGAGGUUGUGAUUAUAUAUUAUUUCUUUAUCGGCCAACUUAAAUUGUUAUUUUUAAUCUCCUUUCCCCUGUGCACAUUUUAUGUCCCGACUGAACGAAAACGGAACCAUUUGUCGCUGCGCCUGGAUUUCAACGGAUUCCCUACAGUGAGGCACGCUGUCAGAACGCAAAGCUACAGCAGUACAGGAAUAACAGUGUGGUGAAAACUUUAAAUACCGCCAUCUGAAAGAGGAACGAUCGGAUCCAUCUGGUGUCACCAGUGACAAACAUUAUUUCUGGUAUGGAUGGCAUGGUGAUAGAGGAGGAGGAUGACUGCCCAGAGUUGGUGCCCAUUGAUACCCAGCCUGUUCCCCCUGCAGAGCAGAUACCUGUCACCAUCAUCACAGGCUACCUUGGCGCUGGGAAGACCACACUCCUGAACUACAUAUUAACAGAACAACACAACAAGCGGAUUGCUGUCAUACUCAAUGAAUUUGGAGAGGGCAGUGCCCUGGAGAAGUCCCUCGCAGUGAGCCAGGCAGGAGAGCUGUAUGAGGAGUGGCUGGAACUGAGAAAUGGCUGUCUCUGCUGCUCUGUCAAGGACAAUGGUCUUAAAGCUAUUGAGAACCUGAUGGAGAAGAAAGGAAAGUUUGACUACAUCCUGUUAGAAACCACAGGACUUGCUGAUCCAGGAGCUGUGGCCUCCAUGUUCUGGGUUGAUGCAGAGCUUGGCAGUGACAUCUAUUUGGACGGCAUUGUCACUGUCAUUGAUGCCAAGUAUGGAUUGCAGCAACUAACAGAGGAAAAAGCAGAUGGACUCAUCAACGAAGCAGUCAGACAGAUCGCUCUCGCUGACUUGACCAUUAUCAACAAAACAGACCUGGUGAAUGAGGAGGAACUAAACCAACUCAGACACACUGUCAGAUCGAUAAAUGGUCUGGUCAAGAUUCUAGAAAGCCAGAGAUCAAGGGUGGAUCUCUCUGAAGUUCUGGAUCUGCAUUCCUUUGACAGUAAGGAUGGAGCAAAUCUAGCAGAGAAGCUUCAGCUUGUGAAACCUACAAGGCCUCAUCUUGACAAGAGUAUUUUAACUGUGACAUUUGAAGUGGCGGGAGAUCUCUCUGAGGACGCCUUGAAUGUUUUCAUACAGGAUCUCCUAUGGGAAAAGAUGCUCAAAAACAAAGAAGGGCAACCCAUGACCGUCAUCCGGUUAAAGGGCAUAGUAUCAUUCGCAGGUAAAGCCCACCAAGUGAUGCUGCAGGGGGUCCAUGAGCUGUACGAGCUGAAUGAGACUCCACAGCUUUGGGAGGAGAACCUGCGGAUCAACCGGCUGGUCUUCAUAGGUAAGAACCUGGACAAGGACGUUCUGCAGGAACAGUUCAUUUCUACAGUUGUGCAGGGGGAAGAGAGAAAGUAGCUGGAAACUUUUCUCUCCUCUUCACAUCAAAAACUUGACUCUGGAGCAGACGUUGUGGCAUUUGGUCAUCCAUAGAUCCAGGACUGUGUUUCAGAUGUUCAUUCCUUUCCUUCAAGUGGAUGAGGUAUGUCAGAGGAUGGCUGAGGUUACUGUAGUGUUAAGGCCGUAGCACGGGAAGAGUUUUUUUUUUUUUUCCCCCCCACAAAAUCUGGAAGCUUAAUCAAUACGCUGCAUUUUAUAGAGAUGCCUUUGUAAAAUCUGCAGUUUUUGGGAGGCUAAAUAGACAAAAAUACUGUAUCAAGUCUGGUACAAGACUGAACUUUGUAAAUGAAGCAACCUUGCUUAGGUCUCUGGCUUUUAACAUCCUGUAUUUUUAAAUUAUUCAAAAUAAAGUUUCUUUUCUUGAACAUGUGAUUCUUUAACUGUUAUGUCUGAUAUACCUAAACAAAAUAAUGUUUUGGCUUUAUCUGGCUGACAACAGCAGACUCUUAACAUAACAACAGAGACAAAGUGCCUUUGUGUUAAAGCGGUAAGUUCACUAUGAUACUCAACAAAGUGUGAGAAAGGCCUCCAAGAGCAUUAAUAUCUUAGCUUUCAUUGUUAUGAAACGCAUACAAAGAGUUUCGUAAGUUAAGCAUCCAGUAAACAGACCAUGAUUAGAAUAGUGUUUGUUUCACAUGUACAAUAACUCAAAUGUUGUAGCAAAGUGAUGCUUUACAACUAAAGUUUCCCCAAAAA
Molecule: messenger RNA, 2157 nt
Organism: Lates calcarifer (barramundi perch)
Lineage: Eukaryota; Metazoa; Chordata; Actinopteri; Centropomidae
Gene: zng1a
Product: COBW domain containing
Exons: 16
Coding region: 307-1419 (370 amino acids)
Cellular component (GO): cytoplasm
Source: RefSeq, a predicted model, not a curated record